This is a messenger RNA of Corticium candelabrum, 960 nucleotides long. Its product is annotated as kinesin light chain-like. Bases 1 to 960 code for a protein of 319 amino acids. Gene Ontology annotation, cellular component: cytoplasm. Lineage: Eukaryota; Metazoa; Porifera; Homoscleromorpha; Homosclerophorida; Plakinidae. The transcript has 10 exons. Gene Ontology annotation, molecular function: kinesin binding. Gene Ontology annotation, biological process: microtubule-based movement. The record is from RefSeq and is a predicted model, not a curated record.
AUGACACAUGAAUGUGAAGUGAACGUCUUGAAAGGGGAAGCCGAGACCUUGUUUUCUCUGGGGCAUUGUUACUUUUGUCAAUCCAAGUAUGUUGAUGCCACAUCAUUAGUGGAGGAGUGCUUGUUAAUACGACAAAAACAUUUUCCAGCUAAUGUGCAGGUGGCAUCGACUAUGAGGCUGCUUGGUGACUGUUUUAUGAGACAAAACAAACUGUCUGAUGCAGAAAGAUUAUUGAGACAUUCACUUGAGAUCAUGAAAUCUGCUCACACAAAAGAUCAUCGUGAUCUUGCACAUGUUCAGUUCACACUUUCUCAGUGUCUGUCCCAACAAGAUAAACUAAGUGAAUCAAUCAAGCUGAUGACCGACUGUGUCAGGAUGUAUAAAUCAAGUCUCCAUCAUGAACAUCCUGAUGUGGCUAAAGCUGUUGGUCAACUGGGGGAGUAUUUACUGGAAGUAGGAAACUUGGAUGAGAGCGAACAAUACUUGAGAGAAUGUCUGGACAUACACAGACAUUCAAUUCAAGAGCAACAUCCUCAUACAGCAUUUCCAUUGAAAUGUUUGGGAAAAUGUCUGCUGAAGAAAGGGAACAACAAAGAAGCAGAGAAACUUCUCUCUGAAGCUGUCGCCAUUGAAGCAGUUGGUCUCCAUCAAAAUCAUCCUGACAAAAUCUCCACAUUGAUUUUAUGGUCAGAAUGUUUGCUAAAUAUUACUGACUACACAUGUGCCCAGCCUGCUCUAGUCGAUGCUCUUCGAAUCAUCAAUAUUAACCAGCAGCCGAGCAACAGCAGGCAGAGAUCUAAAGUAAUGCGUCUACUAAGGAGACUGAGCCCAUUCCAACGGCCACAAUCUGGCGAGACAAUUAUUGGUGAAAGGAAAGCAGUAGUGGAACAGACAGAUGAGAGAGGAAAUAGACUGGAGAGAAAGUCAUCGAUUGAGGAUGAGGUAGAGAAUGAUAGGUGA